AAUACGAGAGGCCAUGCUAACCAUAACAUUGUGAGUGUGAUUAGCAGAGAACAGUGGAGCGACUUAGUGGCAGUCAGUGUAUCUGAAGUGUAUUAGUGUAUUUCAGAAUCCUUCAUAACAAGUAGUUGUGCAACUGCAGCUAUUGAUCUGAUACCCAACAAACACAGUUCAAUAUUCUUGGAUACAGAAUCAUUUGGUACAAAUGGCUGUCUCUUGUCCUACACAAGCUUUGCCUGAAACAUUUGCCCCGGAGUUUGACAUGGACAAUAUUUCCUUGUAUGAACCAUGUGAUAUUAAACUGGAAAAAGUAUCUGACUGUGCGAUGGGAGAAUCUGAUGUCUCGUGCAUCAGCAACAAGACUUUUAUGGAUUUAACGGAUUCUUUUGACGGAUUCAAGCAAGAAUAUGCCUGCCCAUUUGAGGAGAAAAACAUGAAAAGCUGGACGGAGAAACACCCCGAGCAUUGGAACAACAACGAGGUGUUGGACUGGAUCUAUUUUGUGGCUGCUGAGAAUCAUCUCGAUGUCGCCAGACUACGAGGAGAAAAUUUCCAGACAAUUACGGGACAGAAGCUUUGCCAAAUGACCCAACAGGAUUUCAUUGAAAAGGAUCAGGAAUAUGGUUUCUACUACUUCGAGCUGUUCCGUCAAAUCUUUAAUGAAGCUAAAUUCACACCCCCAGCGUCAGUCGACCCGACUUCUUCUGACAGCAGUAGUCUGAAUUUCCCCAGGGAACUGUUUUCCUAUCCACAAACGAUAGCUGAUAUAGAGGUUAACGAUGCCCAAACCAGUGAAAUGCUGGAUAACAACCUCGAUACCAUGCUCGAAAUCCAAGAUGGCGUUCCCAAGGUAAACAUCGCCGGCGCCUGGUACGACUUUGAUGAUGAUAUGGAUAUUCAGAUGGAUCGAACGGAUCAGGGAUACAUCAGUGGAGAAGCUGAAAGUGAAUGUGAUUCCCGGCUUCCGUCUCAGCUGUUUUCUGACGAAGAGGCUGAGGUUGUAGUCAAAAAGGAGCCGAAGAAGAAAACGCCAUCACGGCGAUCUCACGGCAGCACUUCCUCCAGUGAGGGCUGUGAGAGUGAGGACGGGAAGUCAAACAGGGGCAGGAAACAUGGCCAAUGCUCAAAAGGUAAUCAUUUGUGGGAAUUCAUCCGCGACUUGCUGAAGGAUCCCCAGCUCAACCCCAGUCUGCUCAAAUGGGAGGAUAAGGAAUCCGGAGUAUUCCGAUUCGUCCAAUCAGAAGCUGUAGCUCAAAUGUGGGGAAGGAAGAAAAGCAACCCGGGAAUGACAUACGAGAAACUGAGUCGAGCAAUGAGGUUUUGCAGAUCCGCAAGUUAUUUUGCUGGUGUGCCCAAAAAUGGGAAAUUCCCGAAGAAAUUGUGUUUCCGGUUCGGCCCAAAAGCUUUCGGUUGGAAAGCAGAGUAAACUGGGAUCGCUUAGGUAUUACUACAAGCGAGGCAUACUUGACCGUGUCGACGGCCGAAGACUCGUGUACAAGUUCGGCUCCAAUUCCCAUGGUUGGAAGGACUGAUGUCACACAUUGCUUGUGUGAAUCUUUCCAGUGUACUUCCCAAAGUACCAAAUCGAACCCAUUACCGAGCUGGUGUCUGUGACAGCUACUCACCACGUGACGAUGUUCCAUGCUGUGGAAACCGAGAGAUGUAGCCAUGGAAACUCCAACAGGACAUAGUCCAACGUCCAUGAAGCUCGUGCGUCUCUAAGCUAGACAUGAGUGUUUGGCUUUUCAUAGCUACUCGCGUGAGACAUUAUUGAAGAUGUUUCCGACGGAAAUCAUUGCAUAAUAUGACUACAAACGUGCAAUUUCCUCGUAAUCCUCCUUACAUAUUGA
Mizuhopecten yessoensis (Yesso scallop) is the source of this 1847-nucleotide messenger RNA. Its product is annotated as ETS-related transcription factor Elf-3-like. The coding region runs from base 203 to 1423 and encodes 406 amino acids. Gene Ontology annotation, molecular function: sequence-specific DNA binding; DNA-binding transcription factor activity, RNA polymerase II-specific. The transcript is spliced from 10 exons. NCBI's taxonomy places the organism in Eukaryota, Metazoa, Mollusca, Bivalvia, Pectinida, Pectinidae. Gene Ontology annotation, cellular component: nucleus. Gene Ontology annotation, biological process: regulation of transcription by RNA polymerase II; cell differentiation. The record is from RefSeq and is a predicted model, not a curated record.